GCUCGCGGGUGGGUGCCUAAAAGCCGGCCUUUUUCUCGUUUAGUGCAAAAAGUCCUAAUUCUCGCCUCGGCGACCGUGAUCCGUCGUCAUUGCUCGGGUUUUGCUUCCUGGGUUGUCCCCUAGCGGGUUGGGUGGGGGAAACCCCUCAGGAGCAAGCAAAAAUCGUGUAUAAGUUCACCCUGCUCUUCCCAUCAAGGGGGCGAUCCCGUCGGUCUGCAGCCAUAGAGUAGGGCUUUUGGGGAAGUCGAGCUUUAUCCGGUUAAAGGAGCGAUGUUUCCGUGAAAACAGCGGCAUAAAGGGGUCGCUGGGUAGUGGCGUGCUGCUCUUGGACGUCUUAUACACACCUCAGAUGUGUUUCCGACAGACGAGGACUGAAACGCAUUUCAUCCCUUCGAGUAUUUCUUUCACCCCUUCAGGUGUUCCUCUAGCUCCUCAGCAGCUCCGUGAAGCGUCUGUACCUUUCGGUGCAAAAUGACUGCUCAAGUAACACUGGAGGAUGCCUUGUCCAAUGUGGAUCUCUUGGAAGAGUUACCAUUGCCAGAUCAGCAACCAUGUAUUGAACCCCCACCAUCAUCUCUGCUUUACCAGCCAAACUUCAACACUAACUUUGAGGACAGAAAUGCAUUUGUCACUGGUAUUGCAAGAUACAUUGAGCAAGCUACAGUCCACUCUAGCAUGAAUGAAAUGUUAGAAGAGGGUCAGGAAUAUGCUGUCAUGUUAUACACAUGGAGAAGCUGCUCAAGAGCCAUUCCACAGGUCAAGUGCAAUGAACAGCCUAACAGAGUAGAAAUUUAUGAGAAAACAGUGGAAGUUCUGGAACCAGAAGUCACAAAACUGAUGAAUUUUAUGUAUUUUCAGCGAAAUGCAAUUGAACGGUUUUGCGGGGAGGUGAGACGCUUGUGCCACGCAGAAAGGAGAAAAGACUUUGUCUCUGAAGCGUACCUGAUCACACUGGGCAAAUUUAUCAACAUGUUUGCAGUUUUAGAUGAGCUUAAAAACAUGAAGUGCAGCGUGAAGAACGACCAUUCGGCCUACAAGCGAGCUGCUCAGUUCCUACGGAAAAUGGCAGAUCCUCAGUCCAUCCAAGAAUCCCAGAAUCUCUCCAUGUUCCUUGCUAACCACAACAAGAUAACGCAAUCUUUACAGCAGCAGUUGGAAGUGAUUGUUGGCUAUGAAGAACUGCUUGCAGAUAUUGUGAAUUUGUGUGUGGACUACUAUGAAAACAAAAUGUAUCUAACACCCAGCGAGAAGCAUAUGCUUUUGAAAGUUAUGGGCUUUGGAUUGUACUUGAUGGAUGGAAGUGUCAGUAACAUCUAUAAGCUGGAUGCAAAGAAAAGGAUAAAUUUAGCCAAGAUAGACAAGUUCUUUAAGCAAUUGCAGGUUGUCCCACUCUUUGGUGACAUGCAGAUUGAACUUGCAAGAUACAUUAAGACCAGUGCCCAUUAUGAGGAAAAUAAAUCCAGAUGGACAUGCACGUCUUCCAGCAGCAGUCCUCAAUACAAUAUAUGUGAGCAGAUGAUCCAAAUCAGAGAAGACCAUAUGCGUUUUAUAUCAGAACUGGCUCGUUACAGCAACAGUGAGGUGGUGACUGGUUCUGGUCGACAGGAAGCUCAAAAAACAGAUGCGGAGUAUCGGAAGCUCUUUGAUCUCUCUCUCCAAGGCUUGCAGCUUCUCUCUCAGUGGAGUGCACAUGUCAUGGAAGUGUAUUCGUGGAAGCUAGUGCACCCAACUGACAAAUAUUCUAAUAAAGAUUGUCCUGACAACGCAGAGGAGUAUGAAAGAGCAACGAGAUACAAUUAUACUAGUGAGGAAAAGUUUGCUUUGGUUGAGGUGAUUGCUAUGAUCAAAGGUCUUCAGGUGCUGAUGGGAAGGAUGGAAAGUGUUUUCAAUCAUGCCAUUCGCCAUACCAUUUAUGCAGCUCUUCAGGACUUUGCCCAGGUCACACUUAGAGAGCCAUUAAGACAAGCCAUUAAAAAGAAGAAAAAUGUCAUUCAGAGUGUUUUGCAGGCCAUCAGGAAGACCGUCUGUGACUGGGAAGCAGGUCAUGAACCUUUCAAUGACCCAGCUCUAAGGGGAGAAAAAGACCCCAAAAGUGGUUUUGAUAUUAAAGUCCCGAGGCGUGCAGUGGGACCCUCCAGUACUCAGCUUUACAUGGUGAGAACUAUGUUAGAGUCCCUCAUUGCUGACAAAAGUGGUUCCAAGAAAACCUUGAGAAGUAGCCUUGAGGGACCCACCAUAUUGGACAUAGAAAAAUUCCACCGCGAGUCUUUCUUCUACACUCAUUUGAUAAAUUUCAGUGAAACCCUGCAGCAGUGCUGUGAUUUGUCCCAGCUGUGGUUCAGGGAAUUCUUCUUAGAACUGACCAUGGGCAGAAGAAUCCAGUUUCCCAUUGAGAUGUCCAUGCCUUGGAUUCUGACGGACCAUAUUUUGGAGACAAAAGAGGCAUCAAUGAUGGAGUAUGUUCUCUAUUCUUUGGACCUUUAUAAUGACAGUGCUCAUUAUGCACUUACUAAAUUUAAGAAGCAGUUCCUCUAUGAUGAGAUUGAGGCAGAGGUAAACCUGUGUUUUGACCAAUUUGUCUACAAGCUGGCAGACCAAAUAUUUGCAUACUACAAGGCAAUGGCUGGCAGCCUGCUUUUGGAUAAACGAUUACGUUCAGAAUGCAAGAAUCAGGGAGCAAGCAUUCAGUUGCUACAAUCCAACCGCUAUGAGACACUGCUGAAACAAAGACACGUCCAACUUCUCGGUAGGUCGAUAGACCUGAACCGACUGAUCACUCAGCGAAUUUCAGCAGCUAUGUACAGGUCAAUGGAGCUGGCAAUUGGUCGAUUUGAAAGCGAGGAUUUGACUUCCAUUGUGGAGCUGGAUGGCUUGAUAGAAAUAAACAAAAUGACUCACAAGCUUCUGAGCAGAUACAUGACCUUGGAUAGCUUUGAUGCCAUGUUCAGGGAAGCCAAUCACAACGUGUCAGCCCCUUAUGGACGAAUCACUCUUCAUGUAUUUUGGGAACUGAAUUAUGAUUUCCUUCCAAACUACUGCUAUAAUGGAUCCACUAACAGAUUUGUUCGGACCGUGCUACCGUUUUCCCAGGAGUUUCAGAGGGAUAAGCAGCCCAAUGCACAGCCCCAGUAUCUGUACGGAUCAAAGGCACUGAAUCUGGCGUAUUCCAGUAUCUACAGCAACUACAGGAAUUUUGUUGGCCCCCCUCACUUUAAAGUCAUCUGUAGGCUUCUUGGGUAUCAGGGGAUUGCUGUGGUGAUGGAGGAGUUGCUGAAAGUCGUCAAGAGCUUGUUACAAGGGACAAUUCUUCAGUAUGUCAAGACCCUAAUGGAAGUGAUGCCUAAGAUCUGCAGGUUGCCAAGACAUGAGUAUGGUUCUCCAGGUAUCUUGGAGUUUUUCCACCACCAGCUGAAGGACAUCGUUGAAUAUGCAGAGCUGAAGACCGUUUGCUUUCAGAAUUUGCGGGAAGUGGGAAACGCUGUCCUGUUUUGCCUGCUCAUUGAGCAGAGUCUGUCCCUAGAGGAAGUGUGUGACCUGUUGCACGCAGCACCGUUCCAAAACAUCCUGCCCAGAGUUCACGUCAAAGAGGGUGAAAGGCUUGAUGCUAAAAUGAAGAGACUAGAAUCAAAAUAUGCUCCACUACACUUAGUCCCUCUCAUUGAAAGACUGGGAACACCACAGCAAAUAGCAAUCGCGAGGGAAGGGGACUUGCUGACCAAAGAACGCCUGUGCUGCGGCCUGUCCAUGUUUGAGGUUAUCCUGACACGGAUCCGAUCCUUCCUGGACGACCCCAUCUGGCGUGGGCCCCUGCCCAGCAACGGGGUGAUGCACGUGGAUGAGUGCGUGGAAUUCCACCGCCUGUGGAGCGCGAUGCAGUUCGUCUACUGCAUCCCCGUGGGAACGCACGAGUUCACUGUGGAGCAGUGCUUUGGAGACGGCUUGCACUGGGCUGGCUGUAUGAUCAUUGUGCUUUUGGGACAGCAGCGUCGCUUCGAUGUGUUGGAUUUCUGCUACCACCUGUUGAAAGUCCAAAAGCACGAUGGCAAAGACGAAGUUAUAAAGAAUGUGCCUUUGAAGAAAAUGGUUGAAAGAAUUCGCAAGUUCCAGAUUCUGAAUGAUGAAAUAAUUGCUAUUUUGGACAAGUAUUUGAAGUCUGGGGAUGGAGAGAGCACACCCGUGGAACACGUGCGCUGCUUCCAGCCUCCUAUUCAUCAGUCCCUUGCCAGCAAUUAGACUUCUCACCUGACAAUUUUUUUUCACCUAUUUAGGCUAAAAGUAUGAGAAAGAAAAAACACACCAACAGUUUUACUGGGUCGCCUUCUUGUGUUUUUCACUAUGCCUGUACCAUUUGAGUGGUGUGCUGUCCUCUUCAGUCUCCAAGCACAGUAACUGUAUACAAUCCAUACUUAUUUUUCUAGACUAAAAUUUUGUAUACUUUGAUUAAAAGCCUGCAACUGUAAAAGGUUUGUUUUUGAAAUCUCUUUGCAUUCCUGUACUGAGGUGGCUAUGUUAGACUGGAUUUGGCAUAACUUUCCCCCUAUGCUGUCAAAAUAAUGGCUGUGGAGGGGCAGAAAGUGGGUUCUGUAGAAAAUUUUUUUAGAAAUCAAUUCCUAACUGUAUUAGAGCAUAAUUGCUUAAUUAGCCUUUAUUAAAAAAACAACAAAAAAAAACACAGAACAAACUCUGGUGCUUCAUGAGUACUUUUUCUAGUCAGCCGAUUGUUUUUCCUCUUUAUAAAACUUUUCUGUGAUCAGCAAUAAUGGAAAUGAAGGCUAAUUGAGGUGGUGGUUAUUUAACAUGGAGGUGACUGAUAGUAUUCUGUUAUUUUUAAAUGGCAGUACUUUACUUGAUUAGAAUGGGAUCUGCCUUUUUUUUUUUUUUUUUUAAUGAGAUCUUCUAACACAGCUUGUAUUUUGGCUGGAGAUAGAUACCUGUCUAGCAAAAUACAUGUUUACAAGUGGUAAGGGGUUCUUAUUUACAAGAAUCUUGAACAGACUGAUCGGAUGUAAUCUAUCUCAGCACAUAAGUUCUAAUGAUUAUUAAUCAUGAUUUACUUGCAGAAAAUGUUUUAUUACACUUAACUGUAUUAUGCAAACACUGCAUCAGUAAAAUUGUUUGUAAAACUUU
Molecule: messenger RNA, 5127 nt
Organism: Cygnus olor (mute swan)
Lineage: Eukaryota; Metazoa; Chordata; Aves; Anseriformes; Anatidae
Gene: CYFIP1
Product: cytoplasmic FMR1 interacting protein 1
Exons: 31
Coding region: 472-4233 (1253 amino acids)
Biological process (GO): cell morphogenesis; lamellipodium assembly; regulation of translation
Cellular component (GO): SCAR complex; neuron projection; synapse
Molecular function (GO): small GTPase binding; RNA 7-methylguanosine cap binding
Source: RefSeq, a predicted model, not a curated record